CGGAGACGAUUUCGGAAAAUUGCAACAUUUGAUAUCGACUGGUUUAGGUAACAAAGCAGAGUGAUGUUUACGGAGCGAGCGCGACCGGUCGAUGGAAUGACGUCAUCGGGAGCUUAGAAGAGGCGUUUGGCCUGGCCGGCUCGUGUUGCCUCGGACGGGUAAAAGAAAAAACCACGGCAAUUGCUUCAUGAGACUUGAAGCCAGGAACCAAACUCGGAAUGCGCGUGUGUUUGUGAAGACGUGCCGAGGUGACCAAUCUAGACCGUGUUGGCGAAGAUGAUAUGAUCGGUCCCGCUAGGCGCGAGCUUUAUCUUCUGAAUUACGGUAACGCAUGAUGGCCUUCUAUAACAUGCGAAGGAUUCCUGAGGCAUUGACCAAGUACAAAGUCGAGGACAACGGGGACCUCCACGGCCAGGACAUGUUGCAUUACGUGGGCCGACCGAUGGGAGAGGAAAUGGAGUAUGUAGUCGGCACAAACGGCGAACUCACAAGAGAGCGGCUCCGGCAGUUGGCUUCGACUAGGCUGGCCGAGCAGGGACGCAUAGGGAUGCAAGAAGCCAAUCUAAUGUAUCACAGAGAGGCUGCGGCUAUGCAGCACAAAUUCAAUGCAGCCGUUGCGGCCAAGCCUCUGUAUUCCAUCGGCGACCCACAACGCAUCAGAAUGCCGAGGCCGCCUCCGCGAUUCGCCGAGCAGCUCCCCCGCCAUCCCCUCUACGAUGGCCCGUUAAAUCUGGUCAACCGACACACCGUGCCGGGCCACCUGUACGCCGGGGUCACCCACCCGUCAUUGGACGGUCACAUUGACCUCAGCAAGCCGCUGGAUUUAUCCAUGAAGUCGCAGAGACUGUCUGUGUCCAGGCCGCCAAAGACAAUGGUAGAUCCCAGGUUGAUUUCAAUGGCGAACGCCGAAAUGCUUGCAAAGCAGUCGCACUCUGUCAGGAGCAAUGGACACGAUGUGACGUCAAAGGUUACGUCAGCGCCGACUAUGUACAGACCCCCACCCAUGAUGAGCUACAGUAAACCUGGUCGGCAUGGCAAUGGCAUCAACCCAAGUCAGCUAAUGCAUGGUCAGCACUCAGUCCUCUCUAAGGAGGUGACGAUGACACAAGGUCAUCUCCACCCGCUCUCGUCCUCAGCCAGCGUGGCCUCACAUAUCCGACUGGGCCGUACUGCGCUCAAACGGCCUCCACCCGUCCUGGCGCGCUCCGCAUCGGACAUUCCUUUGAAGCGCGCCGUCUUGGACAAACUCUCGACAGAGCGUCUGAAAAUUGCCCCGUCUUCCAAUCCCCCUACCUCUGUGGGUGUUAAGACUUACCCAGACGCAAGCAGUAGGGCUGCGCUGUUAGCUUAUGAGCCUGGAAGAAGUCACGCAGUUUCAAUGAUCAACCAACCGGAGUCUGAAUCCCAAUUACGAAUCACGGACGUUCGGUCUAUUGCAUCCCGCGCGGGUACCAGUCAUCCAGCCCCAGUGCCAACAUCGACGCCUUCCCGACCGCGUACGAAUAAAGCAGACGGGGCACCAGUGUUUCACCACAUACAUCACCACCACCAUCACCACCACGUACCGCAACCGGACGAAGAAGUGUUACGACAGGGCACCAAUGGAGCACAAGUAGUUCACGCGCAUGGUGCAGUACCAGUGCAUGGAGGAGUGCUGGCAACGGGUGGUGCAGGACCAGCGAAUGGUUUACCAACUCAUGAUAUCCCAAGUCACCGAUUAGCGCCUCGUAUGGUAACCGGCCAUGAGGUACCAACAAUGGCUGCACCGAACAUGGCGUCUUCACGCGGGGAUCGUCUGCAUGGCGUCUUGAUCAAACACACUACAACCCCAGUCUCUACCAUAACUAGCCCACACCUGAGACGAGCUCACUACCACACCCGACGGCGCAGCGCCAAGAGCAUUAGCCCACCGACUCUGGUCUCUCAUGCUGGCCUGACGCCGCUGCGAUUAGACUCAACGGGCGUGGCGUCUACACCGAUCCGCGCGCACCAGCAUGCCCGCGCCACCUCGCCUCUCAAACUGGUCGCCUCGUCCAUAGCCGCCGGGGCCAAAAUGAACGAAUUAUUGAAACCCUUGGACGGACCGGAACAGCCAUCGGCGAGUGGACACAACGUGACAAACAAUAACAACAACAACAAGGUUGUGUUGCCCGAGAAGCUGGCGAGACCUUUAAGGGUCGAUAUACCGGAUGACAGUGCUUUCGUCAGCCACUUAGGCGAUGUAUACACGGGGCAGUCUAACCCCGUGCCUUUAGUACGACAAGUCAGCAAUGCAGCAAAUAUCACAAAAUGUCCGACGAGCGAGGCAUGCUCGUCCCCUAAGAAAUCCAAUUCAUCCGGCAAUGAGUCUCCAACAAUGCCGGUUUUGACGCCGCAGAGUGUCUACUCACCCUGCUUCGCUACUGAAUCGGCAACUAAUCUUACUCACAUUUCCUCGAACGUCGAACCUCAACCAACAUCCUCUCCAAUGUUUUACAGUGCACUCACCCUUCCCCUGUAUUCGCGCAAACAGGACACCGAAGCUGUUCAGAAACUGCUCCGAGCUAAGGACGAGUCACCCCCUAAUCUGAACGAGACAAGUCCGGAGCAGCUUGUACCCGAUCAACGGGUACCGAAUACAAUGGAUAGGUUUGGGACUCUUAUUCAGCAAAAAAUCGACAUACACGUCCUAGAAAAAGCGGCUGCAGUGGAUAAGAGCAAACGAGAACAAAAACUACAGAGGGAAAGGAUGCAAGAAGAGCGUGAUGUUUAUCAUCGUUAUUUCCAGGAGUUUCGCAGAGCCCCCUUGGACAAGCCAAGAAAGAGGCGCAUGCAUGGGCACGGUUUGAAAGCAAGUAUGGACAGGCUAAAGGCUCAGCAACCCAAGCGGGUGAGAGAGAGAAUCCAGCCAACCGGAAAUCACGAUGACAGGAACAUCUUUGCUGAGUUGAUGUUGCAACGCCAUUGGUACGAAGGCAAGAUGCAUAGUAAUCAAGCAAAGGAGGCCCAUAGACAACUCCAACAUGCAGACGUGAUUGAUCUGACCUCUCCUUCCUCCUCGCCAGCACCAGAUGCUCCAGGAAGCUCUGACAACAAAACUGGUGGCAGCGGUGGGAUAGGUAGGGAGAAACCCAAGACAAUCGAUAGGAAUGUCAACGAUUUUUUUAGUAAACGUAUAAUCUCUGCCUACGAAGAGGGGAGGACAGUCUCCAUGAGUGACGCAAUUGAAGCAGUCUUAGCAGCUCAUAUGCCAAUCAUCCCCGGCGAUACGCCCGACAUGGAGCAGAAACAUCGAGACUCGAGCCCUAAGAAGCUCAAUCCUGACACUCAACAGCUUAGACGAGUGCCUCAAGGAUUGAUUGAUCUGAAAGAUCAACCGCCAAAACUCGUAAGGGUUCAGGAGUCUCCAUUGGUUUCCUCGUCCGUCACGGCACCGGUAGCAAACGCAUGCGCGGUAAUUACAUCAGCCAGGAGUUCAACAGUACCUUCUCCUUUUUCCACAACCAACGACUUCAUCAAAUCCGAAACUGCCUCUGUGAUAUCUACCAAUCCCUUGUCGUCGACCAAACAGACAGAAUCCUUCCUGACUUCCUCACCAUUCUUCACCAACUAUCAUCUCUCCACAACAGUCGCGGAAACAUCCCAAGCUCUUCAGUUGGGUAGCGCACCCGCAACGCUUUCGACCACAUCAUCGUUGGCAUCACUGCCCCAUCACUUGAGAUUCUCUCCAACGGAGAAGACGUUCUCCCACGAUCCCCGGAAGAAACUCCUGGCCGCCAUGAACGUCCAAACCUCAGCCGUGCCAUCGUCAGCUGCCGUCUCGCCAGCAUCUAUAGCUGCUAGCCUCUGUUCAACCGUCAGUCCCUCUAGCGGAAGGAGCACACCGUCGAAGGGCUCCUCUAGAAAACGAUCGUUAGAGAUCAGUCGUCUUGAGAACACGUCUAGCUACGUCGCUGCAAUACCAAAGAGAAGACAAAGUGUUGACCCGUCGACGGAUCCGGCGCUGUUGGAUCGUGAGGAACGAGCGUUACAACGAGCGAUGAAACGGUUCAACGAAAUGGAGAAACGAGAAAAGGGAAUUCCGUCAGACACACAGACAGACCCCCUGAUAGACCCCCUGACAAACAACAAGAAACAUAACCGCUUCAUGUUCAGCAAGCACUCCCCGAUCUUCAGAAAGGGGAGGGGGCGUGGUCGGAAGUUCAUGGGUUUUCAGCGGAAGCAUCACACUCACAAAGAUGUUUUCUCGUCGUCUCUGUCUUCGCACAAGGACCGGCGCACCUUCUCACGAGGGAUGCGCCGUUUGACAAACCAAGGCGGUAGAAGCUCCUUCCAAGACUUCGUUCCCAUGGUGCUUGAAGAACGAACCAGACACUCUCUAGCUACAAGAUCGAGCGCGAGAGAAAGAAAGGUUUACCACAAGAACGCCCGCUACGAGAUGGAAAUCGAGAAGGAGGAACGAAAGUACCUGGAACGGAAGCGGCAGAAGCGAUCUCUGAGUGGUUCCACGAGUGGAGAAGACGAGGCAUCUUCCGUGAAGGGUAAGAAUGUGCCCGGACGACGCCGUAAAGGUACCGAAGAUGUCACCAAGAAAUCGAACGACGACACCUUGAUGACAGAGAAAUCGAUGGCGCCGGGCGGCAAACCGAACGCUUCCGGCGAGUGGAACUCUUCCGGAGAAGCUCCGGAAAAGACCGACGUCUCGGCCGAGAGUGAAAGCGUGGUUAAAUCGCCCGGGAUGGACGCGCCCCUUCAUGUCGUUCUCGAUCCCACCAACCACACCAAGAUGCGGUUCAUGACGUCCUCGGCCUACGAGCUGCACCGCAAGGACUCUGGGAAGGAGAACAAGGACAUCGAGGCCAAGCCAGGAGGAAAGCGAAAGUUUAAGGCGAAACAUAUUGGCCCUGCUACAGAGGACGAUGUACGGCAUGAUGACAGCGUGACUGUGAAGACAGAGGUCUUUGAGAAUCUUCCCAUCGCGAGCCAACCGGAGCCUAGUCCCGUUAAAGUGGUCCGACCAGAGCCCCCUGCCGAGAUGAAGCGAUUAAUGGUCAACAAGAAGUUGGGUGAAACGAUCCUGCACCGAGCCGCCAGGCUGGCCUAUGACGACGUGGCCAUCUACUGUAUCGAUUAUGACGUGGUUGACAUCAAUGCGAAGGAUAACGCCGGGUAUACGCCGCUGCACGAGUGCUGCGUGCACGGGCGUCUACGGGUCGCGUUGUACCUGUUGCAGCAUGGUGCGGACGUAAAUGCUAGUGCGUCAGACGGCACGAGACCAAUUCAUGAUGCGGUUGAUAACAACUGGUUGGCCCUGGUGCGUCUGCUCCUGACGUACGGCGCCGAUCCACUCAUUUCCACCUACUCCGGAAGGACGACCAUCAAAUUGGCGCGGACUCAAGCCAUGAAAACAUUCAUCAUCGGUUAUCUCAGCGAUAUAAAUGGAGACUGGGAUCUAGACGAGGGUGAUCCGUAUCAAAGCAAUCUGGACCUGCGCUGGCACCUUACCGGAACACAUUCUUUUGAUGCAAAUGGCCUGCCGGUAUCUGAUAUCUUUCAAGACGUUCCGGAGGAGAAGAGAGAACAAAGUAAAGAAGAGUUCUUGUUUGAAGUCAGUGACACGCCGCAUCUCACAAGCUACAACUUUAGUCUUCCAAACGACCGAAGGCCUCGCAAUUGGCUGUUGCUGCCUGACGUCACCAACCAACUGAACACCACGCGCGCGGACUUUCUGGCCAGCAACCGGAGCAUGCGCAGUGCCACGCUGACCCUGACAGAGUUCACGGCGGCCAUUAGCAGAUCGCAGCUGAACUGUACCCCUCCGGAGAAAUCAGGGAUGAUGCUCGACGAGACGUCAGGGGACCACGUCGUGGAGUUGCUUGAACUGACGAGCGAACUCCGGAAAACUCUUCAAAUUGAAGAGGUUUAUAUUUAGGGGGAAAAUUGCUUCUCUCAUUAUAAGGUGAUGUCAAGUGUCGGCUUGUCUGCAUUAUUCAUCACUCUGCCGGGAUUUCGGUAGUCUAAUGAUCUACUCUAUGUCUUCAUUGUUCCUGCUUGUUGAUGCUUGGAGUUGGAAAAGUACACCUUGCCAAGAUUUGAAAGGUCUUGACUUGGAAUUGUAUGAUUUCCUGAGAGAUCUUCCAACUUAGCCCAAUGAAAUGAGGCAGAGAUUGUUUUAAUCUUCAACACAAAGCGUCAUCACUCGGUGUCCAUGCUUUAUGCACAAGUCUAUCAGAGUCAGAAGGAAGCUACUGGACCAAAUAGGCUGGUGCUUCCAAUGCGGUGUUCAGCUCCAUUGCAAUGUGCACUACGUACUAAGGGUGCAUGACCAAGAUGGCGUCAGAGGAUAAUAAUUCUUUCUUGACGUCCCAUUUUGACAUUUUUGAAAUUGAUUUGGGAAGACUACAUGUGAUUCAUGGUGCUUUCAAAACUAGUUUUCUAAACGGUGGAACUAUAGCCGUACUUCUUACAAUUACAACUUAACGAUCGCUCCAAAGAUUUCACAACUUUGGUGAUCGUCACUGUGAUAAGGUUCACAAGUCAUGAAAAUGGAUCAUGUAUAGCACGACUACCACGCGUUCUCGCGUGAGUCUACGAGACUUGAAACUUGACCCGAGUGUCAAAAGUUACUGGUAACUGGUUCAGACUCCGUCGACAGUACUAAUUGGUUGCAGUUGUAUCAUGAAAAGAGGCUGCUGCCGGCAACCAGUGAUCAACGAGGAAAUCAUGAAACGCAAAGUUUGUUUUUAAAAUGCAAUUUAUCUUUUUUGUUUAAAGGUUGUCAAUUACACAGUAGUAUACAAUAUUUUUGUAAUAAUUUCUCAUUUUUCAGAAGUUGAUUUUUUUUACUUGUAAAUCUGGGUUUUUUCUACUUUAAUCCGUUAAUAACCUCUUUGGGUUUUUUGUGUGGAAAACGAGUGGGAAAAUGGCUCGUUGGAUGAUGCAGAGAGGAUAGCGGGACAGGAUAAUUAUUUUUCCUUUUUGUUAAACUCUGUGCUUCCUCGUUAAUUAUAACGUGUCAGUUCUCAAAAUAUUAAGAAGCUGUGCUUAUAGGACCGCACGAACUAUUUAUCGCACUUAUCAUUAAAACUUAAAAAAAAAUUGGACCUAAUGUUCAGUGUUCCAGGGCUUUAAGCAAAGAUAUCUAUUAAUUUUAAUCACGCAUUACGCAAAUAUUUCUAGUAAUGUUAUUAAUCACUGUUAUCAUUUUGAGCGGUAUUCGUGUGACGUUUAUGUACGUGACACCAGUUUGUAUUCCAACGCAUUAAGAUUUAGUCUUUGUUUCAAUGCAGUGUCCCAGACAUUAUGGAGAUUUAACUUACCCAGAUAUAGUAAGGAAAAGACAAGUUCUUGCUCAUUGUUUGUAUGAAUUCUCACGGCCACGUGUCAGACCAUAAAAGGCUAACGAGACCUAAAGGGGACUUUACUUUGUUCAUGUUAUCAUUCAGAUCUAUACGUAAUUUGCAGCCGAAAGUUGUGUUUUCCUCACUUUUGCUGUUAGGCUUACCUAUAUUUUGCCUUCUGGUGCACAAAAUCUUUUCACUGAUGCAUGGGCAAAUUUUGGAGUUUUCAUUCGUAUAGUAAAGGUUAUAUUAAGAUGAUUAUGGAACGGGCCCUGAGAAGAAGCCGGAGCGGAAACCGAAGCCCAGAUUUGAGAAAUGGCUUUCAAUUAAGUAGGUCCGAAUUAUGAAAAAGGAAUAGUUGCAAAACCAGCAGCACCUAAAAUGCAAGAUGGUAAGAAAAAACUCGAUAAACGAUUAUGCCAAAUUUUGAUUGCAGAUCGAGGUCGGAGAUUGUUUUGUAUGAGAGCAAACAAGUUUUAUUUUCAUCGUUCACUUUCAAACACAUAACUGAAUAUAUAUAUACAUUAAAGCAUUUUUCUGUAACUUUUGUAAAAACGUUCUUGUUAUUGGUUUGGGAAAUAAACGCUAAAGUUGUCCCAUAAUGGGUGUUUUACAACAA
Messenger RNA from Patiria miniata (bat star), 7938 nucleotides. RefSeq lists its product as uncharacterized. The coding region runs from base 332 to 5911 and encodes 1859 amino acids. NCBI's taxonomy places the organism in Eukaryota, Metazoa, Echinodermata, Asteroidea, Valvatida, Asterinidae. The record is from RefSeq and is a predicted model, not a curated record. Gene Ontology annotation, molecular function: protein binding; transcription corepressor activity. Gene Ontology annotation, biological process: negative regulation of transcription by RNA polymerase II. Gene Ontology annotation, cellular component: nucleus. The transcript has 14 exons.